Molecule: messenger RNA, 797 nt
Organism: Xenia sp. Carnegie-2017
Lineage: Eukaryota; Metazoa; Cnidaria; Anthozoa; Malacalcyonacea; Xeniidae
Exons: 1
Coding region: 126-797 (223 amino acids)
Source: RefSeq, a predicted model, not a curated record
UUUGCUUUUUCUGGUGUCAAAGAAACAGUCAUAGUUAUUGAAUAUAGAAUAAAACCAAGAAAUACAAUUUUUUGUGUUGGUAUUAACACAGAUUUUUCAGGGUGAGUGACAAAAUUUAAGUUGUGAUGGUUAGUGAUCUGUUUCAAUACAAAAAGGGAAGCCCCAAUCGGGGAUUAGUAUGGGAUUCUAUUGUCGAAAACUUAAAUAAAACAGAAACGCCUGUCUUUACUUUAAAAGACAAGAGAAGUGUUCGAGACCGGUGGAGUCUUUUAAAAGCUAAGUUCAAGCAGAAGAUGCGCGAAGAAGAAAGGGCAAGUGGCAUUGAUGUCGACAAACUGUCGGAGAAAGAAAGUUUGAUUGAAGAGUUGUGCCAAAAAGAGGACAGCUUCCUUGAGGUAGCAUCAGUUCAAAAGCAAAAGGAAAAUGCAAAUGCUAUUGAUAUAAGGAUGACAGCCUUGGAACGAAUGGGCGAAACAAGCAAGAGAAAAUCUGAUGGGCAAAACUCAGAUGUUAAGCUUAAGAAAGUAUGCCGCGGAAGUUGUGAGUUAGUCGAAUAUUUGAGAGAGAGAUCAAGCAAGGAAAUUGAAAUCCAUCGUGCAGAAUUAGAAGUAAAGCAAAAUGAGCAAGAAAUACAAAAUCAAUUGAGAAACCCAAGCAGCUACACAACAAACAGAAGUCUUAAAAAUGAUGCAACAACAAAAUCUAAAAAUGAUGGAGAGCCAAGCUUUACUUCUCAGCAACAACAGCAAUUGUCAACAGCAUUUCUUGACAUUAUUCAGAGGUUCACAACCAAGUAA